CUUGGGUGUGAGCAUCAUUUGGUCUCCCCACGCACUCGGUUAUCUGGACGUAUAUGACCCCCGGGCCCCCUUCAAGCCCCCGUCUGCCUCCGUCCACUUCCGGACCGCCUGCUUGGAGUCUGGAACUGGUUAAGUUCAACUUCGCAACUCGGUACUCACCCGCACGCCGGUGCCAUCAUCUCCAUCUUCAGCACACGCCACAACUACACUAACAACACUCCGUGUUUGGGAAAGCGUGUGGCGGCAUCGCCCGACUGCUGGUCUUAAGUGGUGUUCCUUUGCCCUUGUUGACUCGGCAAAACCUCGCACACAGCACAACACCACGCAUAGCAACCAUGUUGUCAGAACAGGGACUCAACAAGAGGAACUGGGAGGGGAAAGAGGACCUUCUCCUCCUGGAGCUGCACGCCGCUUAUGGACCGAACUGGACUCGCAUCGCAGGAGGGAUGGGCUUCAGGUCAGCCAAGCAGUGUCGGGAAAGGUACACUCAGCACCUCAAGCCCGGCCUGAACCGGUCACCCAUCUCGGACGAGGAAGGGCAGCGGAUCAUGAGAAUGGUCAGCGAGAGCGGGCAAAGAUGGGCACAGAUCGCCAGAAGCCUGGGCACCAACCGCAGCGACAACCAGAUCAAGAACUGGUGGAACGGCGCCAGGCGCAAGGAAACAUCCAAGAAACAGGAGACUGGCGAACAAGAGCAACAACAAAUCCAGAACCAUCCGUACGCCCAAGCCCAGCCGCCGUCACCCGGGCCAGCGCGCGGAAACUUCCCCCCCGUCCCGCUCGACCUACCCUUCAGGCAGGACAACGGCCCCGCCUCAUUUGAUGCCCCGCGCUUCCGGUCUUCAUCGGCUCGCUCCUACGACUCGGAGCGGCCUCCCUCGCUUGUAUCAGACAACGGGUCCUCGUGGAGUAUCUCGCAGCCGGCAUCGGCGUCGUCCUCACCCACAACAAUCUCCUUGCCACCGCUCCUCUUCGCUCCGCCCACCCCGCCACCCGGCAGCUGCCUCCCAGCCCCUGCCGUCUACGGCCACGGCUUCGGACCGGUGCGCAGGUCCUCCGACGUCCUGCCACCGAGCAGCUACUCUCCUCAGGCUCGAUACACUACCACGGCACCCACAACCCCUGUUGGCCGGACGACGUCGUCGCGCUGGGAACCGUAUCCGACCAAGGCGCGGAGGCCCAGUACCGGGUAUUACCGGGACAUGGCAAGAGAGAAUGAGAGGCGAGAUAGGGUCUCGUUGUCUUUUCUUCUCAACUGAAAAGAGGACGGGAGCGGCUGCGGCACGGCACGGCAGAACCCUCACCUCCUUACGUUCCGGUUUCCGAAUCAGCGUACACUAAUUGGCAUGGGGCGUUUUGGUGUGCUUGGGAGGAGGACGGUAUUCCAUGACGCAGUAUGGGACAGUGGCGUUUCCGGUUGGGUCGGUCUUCUGUUGCGCUUUGGAUACCCAUUUUUUUUGUUAUUUUUUUUUCCCUCUUUUUUUCGUCGCUUCAAAGUUGGCAUAUGUCUCGCUAUUCCUCGUCAACCAUCGCCAAAGGCUUGAAACAUCUUUUUCCUUUGUCAGUUAUUGGAUUCGUGGCUCGGCGGUGAUUGCUGGAUACAAAAGGGAGAGGUGCGGAAAACAGGGCGACGCAAACGACUCGGAAACACGAUUUGUACAGUAGUAGACGGUCUUUACCAGAGACUUCAAGUUAAUAACAGUGGUUGGAAACCGCGUAUUCAUUGUUGCGAGACUUUGACUCUGAAUCUCCGGAUC
This is a messenger RNA of Parathielavia appendiculata, 1757 nucleotides long. RefSeq lists its product as uncharacterized. The transcript has a single exon. Gene Ontology annotation, biological process: positive regulation of transcription by RNA polymerase II; mitotic cell cycle. The record is from RefSeq and is a predicted model, not a curated record. Lineage: Eukaryota; Fungi; Ascomycota; Sordariomycetes; Sordariales; Chaetomiaceae. The coding region runs from base 336 to 1259 and encodes 307 amino acids.